This is a messenger RNA of Molossus molossus (Pallas's mastiff bat), 894 nucleotides long. RefSeq names its product transmembrane protein 14C (gene TMEM14C). The coding region runs from base 127 to 468 and encodes 113 amino acids. The transcript is spliced from 6 exons. NCBI's taxonomy places the organism in Eukaryota, Metazoa, Chordata, Mammalia, Chiroptera, Molossidae. Gene Ontology annotation, cellular component: mitochondrial membrane. Gene Ontology annotation, biological process: regulation of heme biosynthetic process. The record is from RefSeq and is a predicted model, not a curated record.
AUUUCCGGCGCCGGACUCCCCGCCCCACGGCGUGUGCCUUCUCGUCGACCGCUGCGGAUCCGUAGGGAAGCGGUUCGGGCAUAGGCCGGGUGGUGUGGUCUCCUGCCUGGACAGUGUGAAAGAACAAUGCAGAAGGACUCCGGCCCACUAGUGCCUUUACAUUGGAUUGGCUUUGGCUAUGCAGCACUGGUUGCUUCUGGUGGGAUCAUUGGCUAUGCCAAAGCAGGUAGUGUCCCAUCCCUGGCUGCUGGGCUCCUCUUCGGUGGUUUAGCAGGCUUGGGUGCUUAUCAGCUGUCUCAGGACCCAAAGAACGUUUGGGUUUUCCUAGUUACAUCUGGAACCUUGGCUGGCAUUAUGGGAAUGAGAUUCUACCACUCUGGAAAAUUUAUGCCUGCAGGCUUAAUUGCAGGUGCCAGUUUGCUGAUGGUCGCCAAACUUGGAAUUAGCGUGCUCAAUAGACCCCAUUGAUCAUAGUCAUGUCCCAGCUUGGGCUCAUGAAGAAUUUUAAAACUUCCACUAUUUUUAUUAAGAGAAAUAAAUGGAGCAUUUUCACAUAUACUGAUAAUUUUACUUAAAAGAAAAAAGAUACUGAACUUUGCAGAGAAAAUUAUCAGUCAUUAUUACAACCCUAAAGAGGUGGGUAUCAUAUAACAUACGAGCUUAUUAUAAUACUCUCAUAUAAUUUGAUUCUUACAUGUAUUGAUGUUUUUUCUUCAUUUUGUAUUUUUACAUAAAGUCUCAAAGGGUAAAAUAUUAAGUGUCAACACUGAGGGCCCUGAAACCCCAUUCCCUACUUAGAGGAACAGUGUGAAAAAAAAUCUCAUGAGAUUAGGAUAUCUGUUCCUUUGCUCAUCUUAGAGCACAGACCUACUUUGAAAUUAUGUUAAAUGAAAU